AAAAGACAAAAUGAAUAAAUCUUCGAUCGAUUGCUCAGGUCUUGAAGUAUUUAGCGCCAUUGAACUGCUUGUGCCGCAUGUUUGUGUUUUUAAAUCGUGAAGGAUCGCUUAUACUACAGAGAUAUGGAAAAAAAUGUUCAUUCAAAGUUACCUCAGGAUCUGGGUAAACUUCUUGGAGUCCAGUCUCAGGAUGAGAGAAGUGCAGAAGCCUUCACCAGCACCUUCCUGAAGAAGAGCCUGCCGAGCAUGAGGCCCGAGGCCAUCCAGCAGGCUCUGCUGCACAAGGCGGUGGUGCUGGAGUACCACCACAAGCGGACGGGGACGCAGAGACAGAGGCGGAAGCGGGCGCGGGGCCUGACGUCCAGGCAGCGGAGGGAGCUCCGCCUGUUUCACCUCAAGCCGGAACACCAGAAGUAUGAGCUCUUUUUACCUUUACAUGAGCUCUGGAAGCAGUACAUUCGUGAUUUGUGCAAUGGCUUAAAACCAGAAAGUAACCCUCAGAUGAUCCAGACCAAGCUUCUGAAGGCAGAUUUCCACGGUGCCAUUAUAUCAGUGGUCCGGUCCAAAUGUCCAUCGUACGUGGGGGCCACUGGGAUCCUGGUGCAAGAACUGAAGCACGUGUUUAAAAUAAUUACCAAGGAAGACAAACUAAAAGUCAUCCCUAAGUGCAACAGCGUCUUCAGUGUGGAGGUCGAUGGCUUUGUGUCCCACAUCUACGGGACCAAGUUUCAGCUGAGAUCCAGUGAGCGCUCAGCCAAGAAGUUUAAAGCCAAAGGAACGAUUGACCUCUAAUUGUGUUUGGGUGAAAGAGAAACGUUAGUUUUUUUUGUAUGAGAAGGAUUGUAGG
Messenger RNA from Brienomyrus brachyistius, 847 nucleotides. It is a transcript of the gene pop4, whose product is annotated as POP4 homolog, ribonuclease P/MRP subunit. Gene Ontology annotation, molecular function: ribonuclease P RNA binding. The transcript has 7 exons. Lineage: Eukaryota; Metazoa; Chordata; Actinopteri; Osteoglossiformes; Mormyridae. The coding region runs from base 124 to 792 and encodes 222 amino acids. Gene Ontology annotation, biological process: tRNA 5'-leader removal; rRNA processing. Gene Ontology annotation, cellular component: ribonuclease MRP complex; ribonuclease P complex. The record is from RefSeq and is a predicted model, not a curated record.